Messenger RNA from Aspergillus terreus NIH2624, 2820 nucleotides. RefSeq names its product putative sister chromatid cohesion factor (Chl12). Gene Ontology annotation, molecular function: DNA binding; ATP hydrolysis activity; ATP binding. Bases 1 to 2820 code for a protein of 939 amino acids. The record is from RefSeq and is a predicted model, not a curated record. The transcript is spliced from 2 exons. Lineage: Eukaryota; Fungi; Ascomycota; Eurotiomycetes; Eurotiales; Aspergillaceae. Gene Ontology annotation, cellular component: nucleus.
AUGCCGUUCAUUUCUUCUCCAGUGGCCUUCCCGACCAGUGCGCCAUCGCCAGAGUCUCAGAAGCGCAAGAAUGACGCCCAACCCCAGGACUCGGAACCCAAACGCCAGAAGAUAGUGGGUGGUUUCUUGGAUGAAGAUGACGACGAUGAUGAACUGGAGGCUUUCGGUGAUGCUCACAUACAAAGCGACUUCAACUUCUCCGAACAUUUUGCCGCCCAAAGGCCAGCAGAAUCGCCGCGACUCUCACAGUCCUCGCAGCUCCCGUCCCAAUCUGCUGGUGCAUCCAAUCCAGCUCCAGAUAUGUCGACAACUACCCUUCCCAGCUCAUCGCGGAGGCUGCCCCUAUCAAUCCCAAUAAAGACCUGCUCGGGCAAGACACAUAACGUUCAGAUGAAGAAGGCUGCCGCGCCGGUUUCCUACGAGAGACUGGUCGCUAGUCGCUCUACCACCGCCCCAGGACGAGCUCAACGAAGUUACUAUGGCAUCGAUAUCCAUCGACUCUUGGACGAAGCUGCUGCGGAUUCCCAGCAAUCAAAUCCCAGACCUCAUGUACCCGCUGUGCAGCCUUCGAUUGAACAAACCAGCGGAGAUCGCAAAAGCAAGAAACAUGCCACGGCAAUGUGGACCGAGAAAUACCGUGCCCGCAAGUUCACCGAGCUUAUUGGGGACGAACGCACGCACCGGGCUGUCUUACGCUGGUUGAAGGGCUGGGAACCCAUUGUCUUCCCAAAUCUAGCCAGGUCGAAGCAAAAGAAGGCUGGCAAUAACCAGGAAGAGGAGGAGCGCAUCCACAAAAAGGUCCUCCUGCUGUGUGGCCCACCAGGACUUGGGAAGACAACAUUGGCGCACGUGUGUUCCAGGCAGGCCGGCUACGAAGUUCUCGAAAUUAAUGCUAGCGACGAACGGAGUAAGGAUGUCGUGAAAGGGAGAAUCAGGGACGCCCUUGGGACUGAGAACGUCAAGGGCAUGAAUGUGGAGAUCGGCGAUCGCAAAGUGCGAAAAGCAGGCCGGCCUGUGUGCGUGGUUGUCGACGAGGUUGACGGGGUUGUCAGCGGAACUGGAGGUGGUGGUGAGGGAGGUUUCAUGAAAGCAUUGAUUGAUCUCGUCCUCCUCGAUCAGAAGAACUCGUCCCGUUCGGCUGAGCAGAACCCAACAGGCAGGAGGAAGAGGGGCGACAAUUUCCGAUUCCUUCGUCCGCUGGUGUUAGUCUGCAACGAUGUCUAUCACCCUAGUCUACGGCCGCUGCGGACUUCUGGUGUUGCUGAGAUGAUCCACGUCCGCCAGGCCCCAUUGGAGAAUGUUGUUUCGCGCAUGAGGAGUAUCUUCACCAAGGAAGGUAUUCCAGCGGACAAUGACGGAGUGAGGCGUCUAUGUGAGGCCUCCUGGGGUCUUGCACGUCGGAAGCAAGGCGGCACCAGAAAUAGCGGCACGGCAGAAGGCGAUAUUCGAAGCGUCCUAGUGGCAGCCGAGUGGGUGGCGCACAAGCUGAAAUACGAAAGCGCGGAAUCGUGCCGAUUGACGAGAAGAUGGCUAGAACAAAGCGUCCUCAGCGACACCACCGGAAGCGGUUCGUUCUUCAAGGGGCUGAACCGUGGAGGCGUCCGCGACAUUGUGGAGAGGGUUUUCGCAGAAGGAGCAGGAUUCAGCGACAGCUCCAUUGGCACUGAAACGUUUGUUGAUCCUUUCGAUAACGGCAGCGGAAAGGUUCCAGUGGGUGUCGCAGAUCUGAGAAAGCGUCAUGCUAUCAACCGUCUGCGGGAGAUGGUCGACGCUAGUGGCGAACAUGAUCGCUGCAUCACUGAUUGCUUUACCUCGUAUCCUCUCCAAACAUUCCAAGACGAUACGUUCCUUUCCAAGCCGAACGCCGCUUAUGAAUGGCUUCACUUUCACGACUCUGUGUCGUCGAAGGUCUAUUCGAACCAGGAAUGGGAGCUAACCCCAUACCUCAGUCAGUCGGUUGUUGCAUUCCAUCAUUUGUUUGCAUCUGCGCACGGGAAGCGGAAUCACAACGAAGUUGAGGACGAGGAAGAAGAAGAACAUCCGUUCUCUGGACCAAGAGCGGAAUAUACAGCGAAUGAGUCCCUCAAGCAGAACCGCGCCAUUCUCACAGGAUUCCAGUCUUCGUUCUCUGCUCCACUCCUCCGCCUCUUCCGGUCAACCGACUGCCUCGUCACGGAUCUCAUUCCUAACAUCAUGCGAAUGUUGUCUCCUGAUGUGAAGCCGGUGGUUGUUCGUGGGGCUGGAGAACAACGGAGCGUGGCGAGCGUGCGGAAGGAAAGCGAGCGAGCUCUCGUACUGGCCGCAGUGCGGGUCAUGACAGAGCUAGGCGUCACGUUUGAGCGCGUUCGCGUUGAAAACGAGGGCGCGCACGGUGGAUGGGUGUACCGGAUGGAACCACCGUUAGACACCCUUAUAUCUUUCUCCAAGAUGAAAGGAAGCACACAGGCCAGUAGCAGCUCCGGCCCCGUUCGGUAUGCGGUCCGCCAGGUCCUGGACCAGGAGUUCCGCAAGGAGAAGGUGCGCAAGCAAGCUGAGGCCUUGGGAUCGUCCAAGCUCGCGAAGACGUCGAAGGGGAAGCCGGCGGAUGGCCAGGAUGACGAGACUGGGAAGAAAUCGGCUAAAUAUGGGGCUGGCGUGAAGCGCGACUUCUUUGGGAGGAUCGUCCAAGAGCCGGCGCCACAGCCGGACAGCUCGCAGGAGACUCCGGUGCAGAGCGAGGCGUCGAAGGCGGGCCGGAAGGCGUGGGUGACGUAUCAUGAUGGGUUUUCGAAUGCCGUGCGCAAGCCGAUCUUGAUGAGCGAGUUACUGGCUGGGUUUUAG